This is a messenger RNA of Penicillium daleae, 1272 nucleotides long. RefSeq names its product acetyltransferase pyr8 (gene pyr8). The transcript has 2 exons. The coding region runs from base 1 to 1272 and encodes 423 amino acids. The record is from RefSeq and is a predicted model, not a curated record. NCBI's taxonomy places the organism in Eukaryota, Fungi, Ascomycota, Eurotiomycetes, Eurotiales, Aspergillaceae.
AUGUCUCAUCCUAACCCCCCAACACUCCCCCUCCGCUACAUCACAAUAACAGUCAUGGGAUUCCUCGCAUCCCGCUUCAUGCAUCCCUACCCCGCCGCAAGCGGAACCCGUCUCACCAUCACCGCACAACUAAACUUCUUCACCGUCCGAGCAAUCCACCUCCUCUUGAUAAAGCGCCUAGACGACCGCGCCAUAUCCCGUGAACUACCACCACAUCGCUCUCUCUUCCGCUCCAAUCGUCUCUGGCACGCUAUCCAAAUCCUCAUCCAGCCGCGUGGUAUCGCAACGCCGAGAGAAAUCAAAAAUAUCCCCGCCCACCCGGCAUAUUACUCAACAACCAACGCCGGAACCAAGAAAGCGCCCACUCCCACUCCCAUCCUCAUUUCUCGGGCCAAAUUCCUCACAAGACAAAUCACCAUUUUCACAUGGCAGUAUCUAGCAGCGGACGUCGUGCAAGCCGCAGCCCGACAACAAGCCUUCGAACCCGCUGCUGGCAGCGAGUCCGGGUUCACGCGUAUAAACUGGUAUAUAUCACCGGAGAAAUGGGUCGAGCGCGGUCUCACGAAUUUAAUAACUUGGUUCGUGCUGACGCGGAUAUUAAUCGAUGCGCAUUAUCGGUUCCUGUCUAUUCUUUUUGUCGGAUUGGGAUUUGAUACGCCGGAGAAUUGGCCGCCGGCGUUUGGGAAGAUGAAGGAUGUUUAUACGGUUCGGAAGUUUUGGGGAAAAUUCUGGCAUCAAUUCCUCCGCGGCCCAUUCACGGGUGUUAGCGAUUUCAUCGCUAGGGAUAUCCUCCAUCUCCCCCGCCCAUCUCUCGUAGAGCGCUACACAAACAUAUUCAUCGUAUUCUUCCUUUCAGGGGUGGAACAUGUCCUGAACGACCGCGUCCAGACCAUUCCAUGGGAAUACUCCGGCGCAAUUAUCAGCUUCCCCAUCACCAUAUUCGCAAUUAUGUUCGAAGACGGGGUUCAAGAGCUCUGGAAAAGGCUCAAUCCACCAACUGAGAAAGGAAAAGAAAAGAAAAAGGAAAAGACAGUUUCUAGGACUGACGACGCCGUCCCGCCGCUGUGGCAGAGGGGCGUGGGGUAUGUUUGGACGUUGACUUGGUUGGGUGUUGCUUCGACGUGGUAUCUUUAUCCUCUUUAUGAGGUUCCCCCGCAACUUACGACGCUUGUUCCUGUGAGUUUGUCGGAGAGGUUUGGCAUGAAGCCGUUGGGAAGCGUGGUUUUGGGAGCUGGGUUGUUGGUGGGGUAUCUGUUUGGGGCUGAGAUUUGA